AAUUGAUUCAGAACCUUGUACAUACUCUUGACAUGCGGUAUCGAAAGACAACCGUUUUGCUUUGAGGCUGUAAAGGGUGCAUCAGAUGGAGGAACCGUUGAAAGACACAGAAAGGCUGGCUGGACUACUUGAGGCAUGUGGUGAUUAUACUGGUCCAAAGAAUGGUUCAUCAUCAGAAAACCCAUCCUAUGGCGCCAGUAUUCCCGAGCUGAUGGAGGGGCUGAGUCUGGCGGAAUCUUCUCUUGCGCAUACUUUGGUCGCGUUCAUGGAACGCGUAGUCGGUCUCAUUUUCGUUAGACGACACCCCUUGGCCCGUGUCCUUGAGUCUGUCCAGACUGCUGCCUAUAAUUUUCUUGCCAGUCUUUAUCAUCUCCUCGACGAAGCAAUAUGGCUGUUACGUUCGGCGGCGGAUUCUGUUCAGCUCGGACCAGGAGAGGUCCCGUUUCAAGCCCUUCAUGUUUCAAUGUUCGAUCGAUUCAAAUCCUUCCGGGAUCGUUGCAAGUUUGUCAGGAGCUCUCUCCCUGGCAUUGAUGCCGCCUUUGAUAGCGGACAGACUGAUCUAGUAGAGGAGUUGAAAGCCGUUGGGCUUCAUUACAUUUCCCGCAUUCUACUGCCGCUACCAGGUGGAAUGGGUGCUCAUGCGGCCCUCAUUGACGAUCUCCCUGCAGUCUUUUCAGUAUUGAAACGCUCUGCGCGUGAUGUUGUUGAUGGUAUCAAUGCCUUUGAACAACGCAUCCUCAGGUUUCGCGAUUGUUUUGUAGAUCUGGCAUGGGUGGAAACGAUGGUCGGGAACCCAGUGCUUGUCAAGGGGAUGUUAGACGUUCUUCUUUCUAUCAGCCAUGAGCAAUCGAGGCUGCGCGAGAGUCUUUCUGAUAUCUCUUUAGCGCCAGUCGGUGUAACGACAGAAAAUGUCCUCUUUAAUUUGUGAUCGAAUACGUAACUUUUGUGGUGGAUCACAUAUGGAGAACAUGUGUGGUCUGCGCACGAUCCGUUUGGUAGCAGUAUUGUGGUUUCAUCUCUGAA
Desarmillaria tabescens is the source of this 1023-nucleotide messenger RNA. RefSeq lists its product as uncharacterized. NCBI's taxonomy places the organism in Eukaryota, Fungi, Basidiomycota, Agaricomycetes, Agaricales, Physalacriaceae. The coding region runs from base 86 to 928 and encodes 280 amino acids. The transcript is spliced from 4 exons. The record is from RefSeq and is a predicted model, not a curated record.